AUGAAUUUGUCUUCGAAACAUACUUUGAUGCUCUUUUUAAUAGGUAUCAUCUUUGUAAAACAAGCAUCUUUAACUUUUGUGAAAACUGUGAACAUUGGAACGACUGUCACUCUUUUGUGUUCAAAUAUCUUGAAAGAGCCCAGUUACAUAGCCUGGUUCAAGAAGACAAACGAUUCUCUCCCGCUUUGCAUUGCUACUCAAUAUGUGAGUGACAAACCACCAGACUCCAUAUAUUUGAAUGGAUUUAACAAGAAUCACAUAGAGAUGUCAGUGAACAGAACAUUUUCUUCCUUGAAGAUUGUAAAUGUGGACAUCUCUGACUCUGGAAUUUUUUACUGUGGAAGCUUUUUGACAAACCACAUGAUGUUUCACGACAAAACACAGUUAGUGGUAGUAAAUGAGACUAAUCAUUCUGAAGAGGAUAUUGCAACUGUGGAUUGUGGUAUGUGUCAUACAUUACUAUUUAGGGCAGCUGAAGAAUCUUUGAGAUCCUGCCAUCUCUAUUAUACACUGACACUGAUUCUGAGUGGCUUUUUUCUUUUCCUUCCCACUGUAUUUGUGAUUAUAGUCUUACUCAGACUGAGGGACAGAAACAAGCAGAAGGGCAUGUUAACAACUUUAAAUACACACUAA
This is a messenger RNA of Carassius gibelio (silver crucian carp), 633 nucleotides long. RefSeq lists its product as uncharacterized. The record is from RefSeq and is a predicted model, not a curated record. The transcript has 4 exons. NCBI's taxonomy places the organism in Eukaryota, Metazoa, Chordata, Actinopteri, Cypriniformes, Cyprinidae. Gene Ontology annotation, biological process: response to bacterium. The coding region runs from base 1 to 633 and encodes 210 amino acids.